Molecule: messenger RNA, 1841 nt
Organism: Nannospalax galili (Upper Galilee mountains blind mole rat)
Lineage: Eukaryota; Metazoa; Chordata; Mammalia; Rodentia; Spalacidae
Gene: Fbxo16
Product: F-box protein 16
Exons: 8
Coding region: 106-1269 (387 amino acids)
Molecular function (GO): protein binding
Source: RefSeq, a predicted model, not a curated record
CUGUGCCCAAUUUUGGAGCCAGCCCCCUGAGAUGCCCGGGCCAAUCAAGAGACCACACAUUGUUGCCUAAGAGACCCCGGAUGCCAGCGACAGGGUUUAUAGACGAUGAUUGGGCUGCUGGGAGCGGGGAGGGAUGGGGGCUGGAAGGAGUCAAAGAAAGAGCUGACCUACUGGAACUAUGGCAACCUCAGAGCUAGAGGCUUGAAGAAGGAGACCAGCUACAAAAGGUAUAUUAUUUCUUAUAGAAAAAUACCCAGUCAUCCCAUGAUGGCAUUUGCUCCUCCAAAAAGCACAGAUGGCCCCAAAAUGCAGACAAAAAUGAGCACCUGGACACCCCUAAACCAUCAGCUUCUAAAUGACCAGGUAUUUGAAGAAAGAAGGGUCCUGCUUGGAAAAUGGUUUGACAAAUGGACAGACUCUCAAAGGAGGAGGAUCCUCACAGGUCUGCUGGAGCGCUGCUCCCUGGCCCAGCAGAAGUUCUGCUGUCGAAAGCUGCAGGAAAAAAUCCCAGCAGAGGCCCUGGAUUUCACUACCAAGCUUCCAAGGGUGUUAUCUGUCUAUAUCUUUUCCUUUCUGGACCCUCGGAGCCUUUGUCGCUGUGCACAGGUGAGCUGGCACUGGAGGAACCUGGCUGAGCUGGACCAGCUCUGGAUGCUCAAGUGCUUACGCUUUAACUGGUACAUCAGUUUCUCCCCAACUCCCUUCGAGCAGGGCGUAUGGAAGAAGCACUACAUUCAAAUGGUGAAAGAACUUCAUGUCACCAAGCCCAAGACGCCUCCAAAAGAUGGAUUCGUUGUUGCUGAUGUUCAGCCAGUUCCUGGCAGUUCUCCAGAAGGACAGUCCCCUUUUCGGGCCUCCUCCUCUUUGAGAAAGAAGAAUAACCUUGGGGAGAAAGACCUUCCACCGUGGCGGUCUUCCGAUAAGCAUCCUACUGAUAUCAUCCGCUUUAAUUACCUAGACAACUGUGACCCCGAGCACCUCUGGCAAGGAAGGAGGAAAAGACCUGAAGUGACUCCAGACUUCAAGCGGCAGAUUCGAGAUAAGAAAACUAAGCUUCAGGACAGAGCCAGACUGAAAAAAGCACAGUCACUGAUGUACCUAAGUUCCAGCUCCCCUCCAAAAGCUCCAGUUCAUCUCGCCUGGCCUCCUCAUCUUCCAGUGGGACCCUCAGCCCCCAAAGCAGCAACUAAAAUUCUCAUGGAACACCUUCAGACACACCCUGGGCUUCAGUCCCUCCCCCUUGUAGGCUCCAGAACUGAAACGAAUUGAAGGAAGGGAAAGGACUUUCCUAGAAAAGGCAAGAUGUUCUACAUGACAAAGAAUUGGAUUCUAGCCAACUCCUCCAUUAAACUCUCCAAGUUUAAGUGCCUUGUUGUGAAUGGUCCUGUGAAUCCUACAGUAUUUCAGUAAAAAGAACACAUAGCAGAGAGGUUAACAAAUGCAGAAAUUUAGAACUCUGAUAAUAGGUACCUUGGGGUUGUUGAAGGGACACUUGAUGGUAUCAUUGAUAAUACUGGGGAUAAGAGGCAGGGUCCCAGAAGGAAAUGACAUGCAUCCACAGGGCUCCUUGAGUAGUUUGGUGAAGGAGCUACUUAUUACAGUGUCUUAGCAUGUUGGGGCUGCAGUGAAAACUGGGGGUUUCAACAGCAGAAAUGUAUUUCCUCACAGUGUGGAAGGUGGGAGUCUGAGACAAGGUGUCAGCAGGGGUGGUUUUUCCUGUGGUCUCUCUCCUUGGCUUAUAAAUGGUCAUCUUCUCCCUAUACUAUUUACAUGAUCUCUUCUGAGUGUCUGCUUCCUAAUCUCGUCUUCUAAGUCAUUUUGCAUUAGGGCCCAUCCUAACA